Messenger RNA from Daldinia caldariorum, 1071 nucleotides. Its product is annotated as membrane-associating domain-containing protein. The record is from RefSeq and is a predicted model, not a curated record. Gene Ontology annotation, cellular component: membrane. The transcript is spliced from 3 exons. NCBI's taxonomy places the organism in Eukaryota, Fungi, Ascomycota, Sordariomycetes, Xylariales, Hypoxylaceae. Bases 208 to 783 code for a protein of 191 amino acids.
UCUUCUUCCCGUUUUACCACAAAACAAUCUGCUGUGUUGUUGUUGUUCCCGUGCCUGGUGCGCUCUCUUCUUCUUUCUCUUCUUCUUUCUCUUCUUCCUUUGCCGCCGCUGUCGCUCCUUGAUCUCGACCGUUUCGUAUAAUACAAAUAGCUUACCCUGUUCUCUCGGCGCAAAUUAUUAUCGUCAUUUUUAUAGCACUUAUUUUUUAUGACGACUACUACGCAUCGUGACGCUCGUUUUCCCAAUCGUAUACCCAGAAUUACUGCCGCCCAAAUGAAUUCGAACAUGAUCACUCUUGGAAUCCGAGCUGCCCAGCUUGUCUUUGGAAUAAUUCUGCUGGGUCUUACGGGAUACGUUGCUCACUGGUACAAUGUGGACACAUUGACAUCCUCUCCCUCUCAGAUCAACCUGCUGCUGUUUUCUUCGCUGCUCACGAUCUUGUCCGUCUUCUACCUGGAGCUGGCGGCGAGGUUCGUUCCCAAAAUCUCGCACCCGCUGGCCGCGUUAGGCCUCAUAGGCCUCAACGCAAUUCUGCACUUCGCGGGAUUCAUCGCACUGGCGGUCUUCAUGAGCCGGCUUCUCUUCUGCCGCGGCAGCGUGUGCGGCUCGGCGCGGGCCAGCAUCGCCUUCGGCGCGAUCGAGUUCCUGCUCUGGACCGCCUCCGCCGUCUUCGCGGGAAAGGAGGUGGUCCAGGGCGGCGGGUUCCUCCCGAAACGGGGUGCCAAGUCCCAGAGCCCUUUAAGGUAUCCUUCCGAGAUGAAGGAAUCCGCCCCGCCCGCGUAAGCUCCGGCGCCGACGGCCGGCUGUCUGUUGGAAGAAGCAGCCGCGGCUAUACUGAUAUCCCUCUCUCGCCGUACCGGCCGUCGGUCGACUUUCAGACGGAACAGAAAGGCUAUCGGGCGCUGGGAGCACGUCUAUUUACAUAGGUAGAGGUAAAGGCUAAGGGGACUUACAACCCCUUGUAGUUUAGGUAUAAGAACUGCAAAACUUGGGACUCGGGGAAUGAAGGGGUUAUGAAUAGGAGAUGAAUUUGGGAAUGGGAAUUCGAGCUUGGUCUAGAUGACUAGCCAU